GGGGACGGAGCCGCAAAGGAGGAGGGAAAGACUCCCGCAUCAUCGCGCCCGCUCUUUCCCUCACCAGCACCGAGAGCCGUUGCGUUUCAGCUGUGGUCAGUUUUAACAUGUGUCCACCCUGUAUGAUGCCCGCUGUUUUGUGAACAGUGCGCGUUUGGUGGAUGUGGUCGCGUGGAUAAGCAGAAGACGAUGAUUUUGUCGGGUCUCCUUUUACCCGCGUUAUGGGGACUGGCGCUCGGCGGAUCUCCAAGCGUCCAAAUCGGUGGCCUGUUCCCCAGAGGAGCAGAUCAAGAGUACAGCGCGUUUCGGAUCGGAAUGGUCCAGUUCGGCACGGCAGAAUUCCGCCUCACUCCGCACAUUGAUAACCUGGAGGUGGCAAACAGCUUCGCCAUAACCAAUUGCUUUUGCUCCCAGUUUUCCAGAGGAGUGUACGCUAUCUUUGGCUUCUACGAUAAGAAGUCGGUGAACACCAUCACGUCAUUCUGCGAGACGCUGCACGUGUCCUUCAUCACACCCAGUUUUCCAGCAGAUGGACUCAAUCAGUUUGUCCUGCAGAUGAGGCCUGAUAUCAAAGGGCCUCUCAUCAGCCUGGUGGAGUAUUACAAGUGGGAGAAGUUUGCCUAUCUGUAUGACAGCGACAGAGGUCUGUCGACCCUGCAGGCGGUGCUGGACACAGCAGCAGAGAGGAAAUGGCAGGUAACAGCCAUAAACGUUGGAAACCUGAAGGAUGAGUGGAAAGACGAGGCAUAUCGCUCACUCUUUCAGGACCUGGAGAACAAGAACGAGAGGAGAGUCAUCCUCGACUGUGAACAGGACAAGGUCAAGGACAUUAUGGAGCAGGUUAUUACCAUCGGUCGACAUGUGAAAGGAUAUCAUUACAUCAUUGCAAAUUUUGGCUUUGUAGAUGGAGAUUUGUCCAAGAUUCAGUAUGGAGGAGCGAAUGUAUCUGGAUUUCAGAUUGUGGAUUUUGAUGACCCUCUUGUUGCUAAAUUUGACCAGCGCUGGGAGGCUCUGGAGGAAAAGGAGUAUCCUGGAGCGGACAGCAAAAUCAGGUACACCUCCGCUCUCACAUAUGAUGCUGUGCAAGUGAUGACAGAGGCGUUUCGCUUUCUGCAUAAACAAAGGAUUGACAUCAGUCGCCGUGGCAACAACGGAGACUGCCUGGCCAAUCCUGCGGUGCCGUGGGCUCAGGGGGUGGAGAUUGAACGUGCUCUUAAACAGGUGCGUGUGGACGGACUGACUGGAAAUAUUCAGUUUGAUCAGUAUGGCAGAAGAGUGAAUUACACAGUCAAUGUCAUGGAGCUGAAAAACAGCGGCCCUGUGAAGAUUGGUUACUGGAAUGAGAUGGACAAAAUGGCAGUGACAAAGUCUGACCUUUUCCCUAAUGACACCAUGGGAAUGGAAAAUAAAACAGUUAUUGUGACGACAAUCCUGGAGGCACCGUAUGUGAUGCUGAAAAAGAAUGCAGAGUUGUUCACUGAUAAUGAACGUUAUGAGGGAUACUGUGUGGACCUGGCCGCUGAGAUUGCAAAGCAUUGCGGGUUUAAGUAUCAGCUGAGGAUUGUCGCUGAUGGAAAGUAUGGUGCUCGAGAUGCUGAGACCAAGAUCUGGAACGGCAUGGUUGGGGAACUGGUGUAUGGGAAAGCAGACAUAGCUGUCGCUCCUCUCACCAUUACUCUGGUCCGAGAGGAAGUGAUAGACUUCUCGAAACCAUUCAUGAGUCUGGGCAUAUCCAUUAUGAUCAAGAAACCACAGAAAUCCAAGCCGGGCGUCUUCUCUUUCCUGGAUCCACUGGCUUAUGAGAUCUGGAUGUGCAUUGUGUUUGCCUACAUCGGAGUUAGCGUUGUGCUCUUCCUCGUUAGCCGCUUCAGCCCUUACGAGUGGCACACUGAGGAGUUUGAGGAUGGGCAGCUGGGCCCGAGCGAAUCUACCAACGAAUUUGGCAUCUUUAAUAGUCUGUGGUUUUCUCUGGGCGCUUUUAUGCAGCAGGGAUGCGAUAUUUCGCCAAGGUCUUUAUCUGGCCGUAUAGUUGGUGGUGUGUGGUGGUUUUUCACCCUCAUCAUCAUUUCCUCCUACACGGCUAACCUGGCUGCCUUUCUCACUGUGGAGAGAAUGGUGUCCCCUAUCGAAAGUGCUGAAGACCUGGCCAAACAGACGGAGAUUGCUUAUGGGACACUGGAUGCUGGUUCCACCAAAGAGUUCUUUAGGAGAUCUAAGAUUGCUCUCUUUGACAAGAUGUGGCAGUACAUGAAAAGCGCAGAGCCUUCGGUGUUUGUUAAAAACACAGUGGAAGGCGUGUUGCGUGUCCGGAAAUCCAAAGGCAAAUACGCUUAUCUUCUGGAGUCCACUAUGAAUGAGUACAUCGAGCAGCGCAAGCCCUGCGACACCAUGAAGGUCGGAGGGAACCUUGACUCUAAAGGCUACGGCAUCGCCACACCCAAGGGAUCUGCUUUAAGAAACGCGGUAAACCUUGCAGUGCUAAAACUGAACGAGCAGGGGCUUCUGGAUAAAUUGAAAAACAAAUGGUGGUACGACAAAGGAGAGUGCGGCAGCGGAGGCGGGGAGUCAAAGGAGAAGACUAGCGCCCUCAGCCUGAGUAACGUUGCGGGCGUCUUCUACAUCCUGGUUGGCGGCCUCGGGUUGGCUAUGCUGGUCGCUCUGGUGGAGUUCUGCUACAAGUCGCGUGCGGAGGCCAAACGCAUGAAGGUUGCCAAGACUCAGGCUCUAAAUCCCUCCUCUUCCUCGCAGAAUUCUCAGAAUUUUGCUACUUAUAAGGAAGGGUACAACAUGACGUUCACAGAUGCUAUGCGCAGUAAGGCCAGGUUGUCUAUAACGGGCAGUACAGGGGAGAACGGGCGAGUGCUGACUCCAGACUUCUCUAAAGCCGUCCAUGCUGUGCCGUACCUGAGACCUGGCAUGGCAAUGCCUCUGAGUGUGAGCGAGCUGUCCUGAGUGCCUUACACACACACACAUACACACAAACACUGGUGCAAGCAUGCUGUACCCCCACUUUCAUACGUGUACAUAUUCUUACACACACACAGACACUAUAAAUAAAUAUAUAUAAAUAAAUAUAUAUACAUAAUAAUAGUUAAUUAUUCCAUAUUUAAUGAAUCACAACAUCUAUACACAGGAUGUCAAAUCCAUAUACACACACUUUAUCACGUUUACUGUUCAGUGCAAUCAUAUUUUGACCAGCGUGUCACGUGUACAUUGCAAAAACAGACGUAAAAAGGUAUACAGGCACAUCGCCGUGUGUGCAUAUGCAGACAACUUCAACUUUGUGUAGCUACACAUCUAUAAAGUUGUGUAUUUUUGCAUUUCCAAGUUCUCGUUUUGAAUACACACACGUUAUAUGACCUCAUGUAUUCACUCGCAUAAUCACUUGGCUCCAGUUUUCAUCGUUUAUUUUCACAUUGUAAGUGAUGACAUCACAAUGCUGCACUGAGGAACAAUGUUAAAGUCAUUCCUACUGGAAAAACUCAACUCCACUCCUGUUUCCAUUGCGAAGUGUUUUGGAUUGUCAAGAACUCAAGCACACAAAUCAUCUGCGUCAAAUGUGAUUUUGUUUACUUGGUCUACAAUAUAUAUAUAUAUUAAAUCAAACGUUUGACUAGAAUCGUUUCUUAUUAUAUGAGAUCUGUAUAAUAAAUUAUGUAUAUACUUACACUUUUGUUCAUUUAACGUUAAUGUUACCAUGCAAAUGCUAAAUGAUUAAGAAAAAAAAUCUAAAUGAUUUAACUAGUUUUGUUUCUUCUCCUCACUGGUUUGUUUUGUUGUGAUGUUAAUUUUUUUUUUUUGUUCACUGUGUUCUGUUUUUCUGGCCUAUGGACAAUGCAAGCAGUAGUUUUAUAAUUCUGUCUUUUAAUUAAAAAAGAAACUUAAAAAAUUCAAGAAUAUUUUACCUUCUGCAUUUCACCAUUUAGAUGGUAUGGAUCUGUAUAUGAAUAAAUGAACUUCUAUAUAUAUAUAUCGAUAUCUCAAAAUGCCAAAUAUUGAUGUGUGCCAAAAUAUGUCAAGGCAUUUCAGAUGCUUUUAUCAAUUUUGUCUCUGUACGGGGAAAUGUAAAGACUGAAAAUUAGCACCCUAUACUCGAGGGUUUGUUAUUUAUGUCAUCUUUGGCUCUCUAUGUUUUGUUUUUGUUUUUCAUUUCAAAUGCAUUGUACUUUUAAUAAGGUGCACUACGAUAUGCAGUUUUAACUGUGAAAAGCAUGACCUUUAGUUAUGUUUGUUUUUAUAAAAGCGAUGAUUAUGUAUAUCACUUAUAUUAGUUAAGUAGGGGCUUUCUUUGACGUAGUCAAGACCUGAAGACUGAGAGAUGGAGAUGAUUAUUACAGAUAGUUAUAUUGAAAAUUAUAUUGAUAAAGUAUAAGCCGAUCACCCUUUUCUAUGCCAUGCUGUGUACCUGAAAUCUUGGUCAUUAGUUUUAUAUGUAUAUGUACUGUACAUGUAAAUAGAAUCCAUUCAUGUGUAUAACUUAAAAUCUUGGAUGAUACACGAUUACACAAAGAUGCACAUUAGAGGAUUGCUCAUAUUGUGCUUUUUUUGGGAGAAUGUUUGGGAACGUCUGAGUGAAGUACCAAGCUGUCUCUCAUUUCCAGACACAAAUGGACUGGUCAUCACUAGCAUCAUUUCAGCUGGAGAGUUUGCCAUGGGAUGAAAAAUAAAAGGAGGACAUUUUUCUAAAUGGAAUGUGGACCGAUUGCUUUAUUUUUUGGAAUAUUUUGAAAUAAACAGAGACUGAGAAUCCUCUGA
Messenger RNA from Danio aesculapii, 4755 nucleotides. It is a transcript of the gene gria2a, whose product is annotated as glutamate receptor, ionotropic, AMPA 2a. The record is from RefSeq and is a predicted model, not a curated record. Gene Ontology annotation, biological process: synaptic transmission, glutamatergic; modulation of chemical synaptic transmission; monoatomic ion transport. Gene Ontology annotation, molecular function: AMPA glutamate receptor activity; transmitter-gated monoatomic ion channel activity involved in regulation of postsynaptic membrane potential. The coding region runs from base 190 to 2952 and encodes 920 amino acids. Gene Ontology annotation, cellular component: AMPA glutamate receptor complex; dendritic spine; plasma membrane. The transcript has 16 exons. NCBI's taxonomy places the organism in Eukaryota, Metazoa, Chordata, Actinopteri, Cypriniformes, Danionidae.